Molecule: messenger RNA, 2865 nt
Organism: Strongylocentrotus purpuratus (purple sea urchin)
Lineage: Eukaryota; Metazoa; Echinodermata; Echinoidea; Camarodonta; Strongylocentrotidae
Product: serine/threonine-protein phosphatase 2A activator
Exons: 10
Coding region: 102-1049 (315 amino acids)
Biological process (GO): mitotic spindle organization
Cellular component (GO): cytoplasm; protein phosphatase type 2A complex; nucleus
Molecular function (GO): protein tyrosine phosphatase activator activity; peptidyl-prolyl cis-trans isomerase activity
Source: RefSeq, a predicted model, not a curated record
CGAAAUAUAGCGAAGUCGAGUUGAAAGUGCGCGCCAUCGUCGAGACAAUUCUCAUCUCACAUGAACAAUUGCCGAUUCUGAACAACAACAAACGUUGAACCAUGGCAGAAAGUGGUCAAAGUCCAAGUGCCCCUUUGAUUCCAAGCGACUUUAUGACUCCAGUGAAAGAGGUCAAAGUACCAGAGCAUAUGAAGAAAUGGCUAGAAUCACAGGCAUAUGCAGACUACAUGUUCUUUGUGUCAGCGCUGAAUGAUGUGGCCAAAGGAACCAAACUUACUGAUGAAUGCACAAUGUCAACGGCAUGUGAGAAGGUGUUGGCACUCCUGGAGGAGUUGUUGUCUUGGAUCGCUGAGAUUCCCCCCAUAGACCAACCGCAGAGGUUUGGAAACAAGGCCUACAGAACGUGGCACCAGAAACUUCAAGAUAAUAGCACUGACCUGAUAUCGAAGAUCUUGCCAGAAAGCCUGAAAGGUGCAGUGAUUGAACUCAAACCAUACCUGACGGACGGCUUCGGCAAUCAAACCAGGAUAGACUAUGGAACGGGGCACGAGAUGGCCUUUGCUGCGUUUCUCUGCUGCCUCUGCAAACUCAAUGUUCUAGUUCCAAGCGACUCCUUAGCAUUGGUCAAUAAAGUCUUUGUCAGGUACGUAGAUUUAACCAGGAAGCUUCAGACCACAUACAACAUGGAGCCGGCUGGGAGCCAAGGGGUCUGGGGUCUAGAUGACUAUCAGUUUCUUCCAUUUAUAUGGGGUAGUUCACAACUCAUUGGUCACCCAAGGCUCACACCAAAGAGCAUUCCACAGAGCGAGACAGCAAGUGGCUUUGCCGAUCAGUACAUGUUCUUUGGAUGUGUAGACUUCAUCAAUAGGAUGAAGACGGGUCCCUUUGCGGAGCAUUCUAACGUAUUAUGGGGUAUCAGUGGAGUACCGCACUGGCAGAAAGUUAACCAAGGACUCAUAAAGAUGUACAAAGCUGAGGUUUUAUCUAAGUGUCCUGUAAUUCAGCAUUUUCCAUUUGGAAGCAUCCUGUCCAUUUCACCUCCUAGCUGAGGUUGCCCAACAUAGCAAUGGUAGAUGUCUUAUAAACGAUUAACAGCAGCAAACCAAGAAUGUGUGGAGGAGCUUUCAUCAUUCAUGGAAGGUGCUGCUAAUGAGACUCAAGAGGUUGAACAUGGUGAACAUUCUAACAGACUUUCGCUGUCUAUGAUUUCCUCUCUUGCAAGUUACAUCUGAAUAAAAAUGCACAAAAAUCCUAUUUAUUUAGACCAUGCUAAAACCAACAAAUAGGCCAUUUUUGUACUGUGACCAAAUUUAUGCAUACAUACCCAUAUGCCUUUGUGAAGCAUCUAAGUUGAUGUGAAUUAUUUCACUCACCUGCAAUUUGCAAUCAGACUAUUGAAAUACAAUUAUUUGUAACAGAUGAAUUAACUAAUUUGCAUUGAAGCACUAAAGUAUAAAUUUGGUUACAUCACGAAAAUUGCCUAUUGUUGCUGGAUCAUAAUGGAUUGGUUAGACCUCAACAAUAAUGAUAAUGAUCAGCUAUAUGCAAAUAUGAUGAUAAUGAUAAUGAACUUUUAAAUCGUUGAGUUUUUUUUUAUCAGGCUAGUUGGACAUUGUUCACACGAAAUGGCUCACAGAUAUUAUCAUUGAGGUCCAUCACUUUGUGAGUGAUUUUAGGGAGACGGUAACAUCGUCGAACGAAGCUUAUCAGUAUAAAUUCUCACCUACAACGAUUUCCAAAGCAUUUAUGCUAGGCCGGGGGAGCAAUUUAGGUAUAGUUUAUUAUUAUCAUUAUUCUUUUAGUUGAGGUCUAACCAGCUAUUAAUUCCUCAUGUCUUAUCAACAAGGAAGAGGCUGUGUUUUUUAAUCAAGUCCAAAUCCAUCUAUAACGUUCAAGAGGCAGAUAUAUGUAAUACCUCAUUCACUUCUUGAUUGUGCAAAAUAAAGUCGCUUUGUGCUUGAAAACUGUUAUACUGGAUUAAAUUAUUUAGCCAUGAUAAUAUCAUCAAUGGAAUUCAAGGAACAAUCUUUUACCAAGGCCAUGUUUUAUGCAAACUUAUUUUCACUAGCAAAUUACAAUAACUGAUGCAAGCUACUGAAAUUAUUGAAUUUGGCUUUGUUUGAAAGACCAUCUUUUGAAUUAUGAAACAAGUUUUAUGAAAGUGAGCCAUCAGAUACCUAUACAACACAAGUAUCAAAGUGUAUCGAAGUCAUCCAGCUAAUGUCACAGUAAAAACAUAUAUAUUCUGUAUUAAUACAGGAUUUAAAAGUCACUUUUCUGGGUCAUUUUCAGUGAAAGAGGUUCUGUGUGCUAAACAGGAGCUCCAUCUUUAACAAAAACUGGAUUUAAAAAGAAUACUUUGUAGAAAGUAUAGAUCUAACAAAAGAAAUAUGCAACAUUUAUUGUGGAAUAGUCAUUACAGAAGUUAAGUUAAGACUUCAUAAUUUAUUAACUGUAUACGUGUACAUUGAAUAUACUAGUCAGUUGCAUUUGAUUUUGUUAAUGAAAUAUUUAAGUUAGACAGGGAGCUACAUCACAAGGGCCAAUGGCUGCACAAAUGUCUUGUAUUUUAUGAAACAUCAGUGAUACAUAUCAUAUCUGUGUUGCUGUUGUAUUCAUGUAUUCAUGGGCAAGCAAAAACAAACAUGUGUACUCACUCAGUUUAUCAAGCAAAGGUUCUCAAUUGAGAUUUUUAGUCAAUUCAAAUUAGAGGUAAUUGCUACUAUGAUCGUGGCCAGACAAGCAAAUUGAGAAUAUAUAUUUAGCACCCUGAUGAUAAUACCAACCAUGGUGGUUGAUUGAUGAUUCAUUUCAUGCGCAGUUUAAAUUGUUGGAAUAAUAAACAUUCGUUGUAUUUGACUUUUA